Manihot esculenta (cassava) is the source of this 5116-nucleotide messenger RNA. RefSeq names its product cellulose synthase-like protein D3. Gene Ontology annotation, cellular component: trans-Golgi network; plasma membrane. The record is from RefSeq and is a predicted model, not a curated record. Gene Ontology annotation, molecular function: cellulose synthase (UDP-forming) activity; mannan synthase activity. The coding region runs from base 1398 to 4835 and encodes 1145 amino acids. Gene Ontology annotation, biological process: plant-type primary cell wall biogenesis; cellulose biosynthetic process. Lineage: Eukaryota; Viridiplantae; Streptophyta; Magnoliopsida; Malpighiales; Euphorbiaceae. The transcript is spliced from 3 exons.
CACUGUUAUUCACCUCACCCACACUCUUUCCAUAUCUGGCGAAAGGUUACUCUUCAAAUUACCAUUACUACCCUCCUCAUCAACUCUCCUUAUCUCUGCCAAAAUCCCAAGACUACCCUUUAACUUUAUUCUUCUUCUUCUCUCUCUCUCCCAUCUUUUUCACACCCAUUCCUCUCUAACCCAACAAACAUCAAAAGCUACAGCCGGUCGGUCUUGUGCUUCUGGCCGGCGACCCACAAAAACCCGCUUCCUUUUUAUUCUUUUUUCAUGUUCUUCUUUGGCCUCAAAGCCAAGAACCUUCUCUUUUUUUUUUUUUAAUUUUAAAAUUACAGUACUUGCCCAGCAAAGCUUUUCGUAUUAAAUAACUUAUUUUAGUCCUGAUAAUGCCAUGUUAGUGGCUUGUAGUUUUGCUCUCACGACUCAGUCUUUCUACUAAGAAAUCUUCUAAAUGUGAGAAAUUGUCGACAGUUGGUGACGUUGAAGCCUUCAUUUUUUUUUUCGUUUUUAAUGAUUUGUUCAAGUUUUGCCGUUCAGUCUCUUUCCUAGCUUUGAUUGAAUCAAACUAAGGGAUCUCUUUGUCCUUAAAGAACCUUUCUUAUUUAUAAACAGAAGGUAAGCUUUUUUUUCAUAUCUUAGCACUAUGUUCUCGAUCUGCUGUUUCUUGGUUUGAAAAUAUGGAUCCAUCUUUUCUUGCUUAAAGGUAUACAUGUUCUGCCGUUAAAGGCGUUUUCUAUUUUAGAUUACAGCAAAUAACUUGUGAUUUGGGAUCUUGGGUGUCUCAGAGCAACUACUACGAUGUUGUUGUGCUCUUAUGUUUGUUUCGGUCAUGGUGAUCUUUCGAUUGUGAGUUUGGUUGCUUUCAUGUUUUGUUAAAUGUGUUGUUUUUCUGCUGAUUUUCGGCUAAAUUGUGGGGUUUUUGCAAUGAUGAUUUUGUUUGAUUGCCGAUAAAUGUAAGAAAAGAUUUUGGAUCUUGAAUGCUUCUGCUGUUCUCUGCCGCUAGUUUGAUUUAAGUUUUUUCGACUAAAAUUUGUGUGGCCCUACCUUAUAAUUUUUUUUUAUUAGCAGCCAAACAGAGUUUGUAGAUCAUCUGUUGCUACUCUGUGAGCUGGUCUAUUACCGCGUAGAGAUUUUGAAACCUUUGGGAAGAUGUUUUGGCAACAUUUUUUUGAUAUGUUGUAAGAUUUAGACAUGGAAAUUAUGGUUUCUGAAUUGCAGUGGUCUGUUAUUAACAUGUGAGACAGUUCUAUAUCGAAUCUUAAUGGAAUUUAGGCAAUCUGGUUUUUAUUUUUUAUGUUUUAUGAUUUGAUCCUACAUAUAUGCAAUACAUGCUGAUGUUAAAAUUUUGUGCAAUCCUAAAAUUUCAGGUUCUGAAGAUACUUCUCUGUCCAUCAUAAAAUAUGGCCUCAAAAUCAUUUAAACUUAGUCGAUCAAAUUUAUCAGUGAGCUCAGAUGCUACCGACUCGCAGAGGCCUCCACUGCCUCCAACUGUGACAUUUGGAAGAAGAACUUCUUCUGGUCGCUAUGUCAGCUACUCCAGGGAUGAUCUUGAUAGUGAACUUGGGAGUAGUGAUUUCAUGAACUAUACAGUGCAUAUACCACCAACCCCCGAUAACCAACCCAUGGAUCCAUCUAUCUCACAAAAGGUUGAAGAGCAAUAUGUGUCGAAUUCACUUUUUACUGGAGGGUUUAAUAGUGUCACACGGGCUCAUCUAAUGGACAAAGUGAUUGAUUCUGAGACAAGCCAUCCCCAGAUGGCUGGUGCCAAGGGGUCCUCUUGUUCAAUACCAGGCUGUGAUGGCAAGGUCAUGAGUGAUGAACGUGGUGUGGAUAUCCUCCCUUGUGAGUGUGAUUUUAAAAUAUGCCGAGAUUGCUACAUAGAUGCAGUGAAAACAGGUGGUGGAAUUUGCCCAGGUUGUAAGGAGCCAUAUAAGAACACUGAAUUGGAUGAAGUAGCUGUAGAAAAUGGGAGGGCACUUCCAUUCCCUCAAUCUGGAACAGUGUCCAAAAUGGAGAGGAGGUUGUCAUUGAUGAAGUCAACAAAGUCGGUCCUUAUGAGGAGCCAGACUGGGGAUUUUGACCAUAAUAGGUGGCUGUUUGAAACUAGGGGGACUUACGGAUAUGGGAAUGCUAUAUGGCCAGAUGAUGGGGGUUUUGGCAAUGGGAAAGAUGAAGAAAUUGCUGAAUCCAAAGAGUUGAUGAAUAAAUCAUGGAGGCCACUUACCCGGAAAGUAAAGAUACCAGCUGCUGUUAUCAGUCCAUAUAGGCUGCUCAUUUGUAUUAGGAUUGUGGUCCUGGCGUUGUUUUUGACAUGGAGAGUUAGACAUCCAAAUGAGGAUGCAAUCUGGCUGUGGGGGAUGUCUGUUGUUUGUGAGAUAUGGUUUGCAUUUUCUUGGCUUCUUGACCAACUUCCCAAGCUAUGUCCAAUCAAUCGGGCCACAGAUCUUAAUGUCUUGAAGGAGAAAUUUGAAACACCUAGCCCAAGUAACCCCACUGGUAAAUCUGAUCUCCCAGGUAUAGAUAUCUUCGUAUCUACUGCAGAUCCAGAGAAAGAACCGCCUCUUGUCACUGCAAAUACUAUUUUGUCAAUCCUAGCUGCUGAUUACCCUGUGGAAAAACUUUCUUGUUAUGUUUCUGAUGACGGAGGUGCGCUUCUGACAUUUGAGGCUAUGGCGGAAGCAGCAAGUUUUUCUAAUAUUUGGGUUCCCUUCUGCCGUAAACAUGACAUUGAGCCCAGGAAUCCGGAAACUUACUUCAAUUUGAAGAGGGAUCCUUAUAAGAACAAAGUGCGCCCAGAUUUUGUCAAGGAUCGCAGAAGAGUGAAGCGUGAAUAUGAUGAGUUCAAGGUCCGAAUCAAUGGUUUGCCUGAUUCCAUUCGCCGCCGAUCUGAUGCUUAUCAUGCUCGUGAAGAAAUCAAGGCAAUGAAACAUCAAAGACAGAAUAGAGAUGAUGAACCUGUGGAGAGUGUAAAGAUUCCAAAAGCUACAUGGAUGGCUGAUGGUACCCACUGGCCAGGGACUUGGAUGCAUCCUGCACUGGAGCAUUCUAAGGGUGACCAUGCUGGUAUAAUACAGGUGAUGUUGAAACCUCCUAGUGAUGAACCACUGCAUGGAAAUGCUGAUGAUACAAAGAUCCUUGAUUUUACGGAUGUUGAUAUUCGUCUCCCAUUACUUGUUUAUGUUUCUCGUGAGAAACGUCCUGGAUAUGACCACAACAAGAAGGCAGGGGCCAUGAAUGCGCUUGUUAGAGCCUCAGCCAUUAUGUCUAAUGGCCCCUUCAUUCUCAACCUUGAUUGUGACCAUUACAUUUACAACUCUCAAGCAAUGAGAGAAGGCAUGUGCUUCAUGAUGGAUCAGGGAGGUGAUCGCAUUUGUUAUGUUCAGUUUCCUCAGAGGUUUGAGGGUAUUGACCCUUCUGAUCGAUAUGCUAAUAACAACACUGUUUUCUUUGAUAUCAAUAUGCGCGCUCUUGAUGGUCUCAUGGGUCCAGUCUAUGUUGGUACUGGAUGUCUUUUUAGAAGAACUGCUCUGUAUGGCUUUGAUCCUCCUCGAGCAAAAGAAUAUCACCCAGGUUGCUUCAGCUGUUGCUUUGCCCGUCGCAAGAAGCAUUCCUCUGUUGGGAACACCCCAGUAGAGAACAGGGCCUUAAGAAUGGGUGAUUCUGAUGAUGAUGAUGAAGAGAUGAACCUCUCGCAGUUUCCUAAGAUGUUUGGCAACUCAAGUUUCCUCAUUGAUUCAAUCCCAGUGUCAGAAUUUCAAGGUCGCCCCCUUGCUGAUCACCCAGCUGUAAAGAAUGGACGCCCACCUGGUGCUCUUACCAUUCCUCGUGAACUUCUUGAUGCAUCAACUGUUGCAGAGGCAGUUAGUGUCAUCUCUUGCUGGUAUGAAGAUAAGACAGAGUGGGGACAGCGAGUUGGGUGGAUUUAUGGGUCUGUUACUGAAGAUGUUGUCACUGGUUAUAGGAUGCACAACAGGGGAUGGAAAUCAGUCUAUUGUGUCACCAAGCGUGAUGCCUUCCGUGGCACUGCACCAAUCAAUCUCACAGAUAGGCUUCAUCAAGUCCUCAGGUGGGCUACUGGUUCUGUUGAGAUUUUCUUCUCUCGCAACAAUGCCCUUCUAGCCAGCCCAAGAAUGAAACUUCUGCAGAGGAUAGCAUAUCUCAAUGUUGGAAUCUACCCAUUUACUUCAAUCUUCCUGAUUGUCUACUGCUUCCUACCUGCAUUGUCUCUCUUCUCCGGCCAGUUCAUCGUCCAGACCCUUAAUGUUACUUUCCUCGUCUACCUGCUCGUGAUCUCUCUCACUCUAUGUUUACUUGCUUUGCUUGAGGUCAAAUGGUCUGGUAUUGCACUAGAGGAGUGGUGGAGAAAUGAACAGUUCUGGUUAAUCGGAGGGACUAGCGCCCACCUGGCUGCUGUGCUUCAGGGGUUGUUGAAAGUUAUUGCAGGAAUCGAAAUCUCUUUCACCUUGACCUCGAAAUCAGCUGGUGAUGAUGUUGAUGAUGAAUUUGCGGACCUUUACAUUGUCAAAUGGUCAUCCUUGAUGAUACCACCAAUCGUGAUCAUGAUGCUCAACAUAAUUGCAAUAGCUGUUGGAUUUAGCCGCACAAUAUAUAGUGUCAUACCGCAGUGGAGCCGUCUAAUAGGUGGUGUUUUCUUCAGUUUCUGGGUAUUGGCUCAUCUCUACCCUUUCGCUAAAGGGCUGAUGGGGCGACGAGGAAGAACACCGACCAUUGUUUUUGUGUGGUCGGGACUUAUCGCAAUCACCAUAUCACUCCUCUGGGUGGCUAUUAAUCCCCCCUCUAAUACUGACCAAAUCGGAGGCUCAUUCCAGUUCCCUUGACAGGCCAUUCAUUUCUCUGGAGUUGCAUUUGUUCAAUGACAUUCCUUCAUUACAUUUUUUUUUUCACCUUAAAAAUUUUAAUGUUGGACAGAAAACUAGGCAUGUUCAGUUUGUUGUCUUCGUUUCAACUGGUGAUUACUUGGGUUGCAAGUUGUAGUGAAAGUUAGCAGACAUUAUAGUACCAGUUGCUGGAUGGAUGACUAGGAAUAUGCUUAUUGUGUUCUUUUGUAAUGUAGAAAGGUGAACAACAUCAAUUUAAAAAAGUUUGUUGCUUCUUCUUA